AUGGGAGUCCCAAUUCUCGACCGUCUUAAUUUUCGUGAUUACCAAGCUUUAUUCAUUGGGUUUACUUUUUUAGCUUUUGAAACAUUACUUCGUGUUAUCACUUGGUGCUUACCGACGGUUGUAUUAGAGCUAUAUGAACGUACAUCUCCAGCAAUAAUAUUACAGCAUGCGAUUACAUUUAAAGAAAUGGCAGCCCACUGGGGAUAUACAACCGAAGAUCACAUUGUACUUACUCGCGAUCAAUAUAUUCUUGGAAUUCAUCGAAUUCCUCAUGGAAAAUCCGAGAUAAAUUUAAAUGAUGAUGAUAAUAACGCAAAUAAUAUCCAGACCAUAUUACAGAAUGGUCAGAUCCCUAUAUCAGCCGUCCGUAAUACUAGCUCGAAUUUGGACCCGUUUCAGAGUACUAAACCCGUCGUAUUGAUGUAUCAUGGGUUCAUGAUGUGUAGUGAUGUGUGGAUGUGUAAUUUGGAGGAAGAAAGACGACUCGCGUGUUUAUUGGCUGAUGCAGGUUAUGAUGUGUGGUUUGGUAAUUGCCGUGGUAACAAAUACUCGAUGAAACACGCUCGUUAUAAACCAAGCGGACGACGAUUCUGGGAGUAUUCGAUGGAUGAAUGCGCACUUUAUGAUUUGCCGGAUACUAUUGAUUACAUUCUAGAAACGACUGGGGCAUCAUCACUUUCGUACAUUGGAUUUUCACAAGGAACUGCACUACAGUUCGCCGCGCUGUCGGUGAGCCCUAAACUUAAUAAAAAAGUUAAUUUAUUCAUUGCAUUGGCUCCUGCUACAAGACUGCGAAAUCCAAUUGUCGAUGCCUUCAUCAAAGCAUCACCAACCGUGAUUUUUUUAUUUUUUGGCAGAAAAGCAUUUCUUACGAUGACACUAUUCUGGCAAAAAGUACUCUCACCACCAAUUUUCACAAAGAUCCUUGACACCUCAAUGAAUUUUCUGUUUGGAUGGGAGGGUAAAAAUAUGACGGAGGCGCAAAAAGCAGUCUCAUAUAAUCAUCUUUAUAGUUUGGCUAGUGUGAAGAGUUUAGUGCACUGGUUUCAAAUAAUGCGCGCAAGUAAUUUCCAAAUGUACGAUGACCUCCCGCCCUAUUCAUCAAAAGGAUCAAUCACACACGGUUUUCCAACCAAACAAAUUAAAACCCCAAUCGCUGUGUUUUACGGUGGCAGUGACAGUUUGGUAGAUAUCGAUAUGUUGCUGAAGCAAUUGCCUAAACCUGUUCUAGUCAAAAAAGUGGAAAAAUAUGAACAUUUAGAUUUCCUUUGGGCUUCAGAAGUCCACGAAGAAGUGUUUCCAGAUAUUUUUAAGCUUUUGCGAAAUUAUAAUCCUCACAGCACUGAAGAUUUUUAA
Molecule: messenger RNA, 1356 nt
Organism: Ambispora leptoticha
Lineage: Eukaryota; Fungi; Glomeromycota; Glomeromycetes; Archaeosporales; Ambisporaceae
Source: the annotation of a GenBank genome assembly